UUAAGUUUACCCUUCUCUCACCUUAUCAUGAAAUGAAAAACGAAUGAUUCUUAGAUACCCAAAAGCCACAAUCAUUUUUCCACUUUGUUCAUCACUUUGAUCAUCAUUUUUUUUCUUUCCGUUCUACUUUUUUUAAUCAAACUUUACAUUAUUACAUGGCCUCCGAUGAGAAUUUGAACAUGGGUACUUUUGAUUACUACGAACACGACAGUACGGACGACGGGUACUACGAUCACCACCCGCAACAGCAUAACUUAUCAAGAUUAUCAGUCUGUACAAGCUCCAUGUACACUAACGAAGAUGAUCUUGAUUAUCAAGAUUGUGACGGGAUGAAGAUGUUCAUGUCAAGAUUAUCUAUCGAGAGCUUUGAUGCUGACGAAGAGCUUUCUGAUCAUAAUAAUAAAGAAGGAAUUAUAACCAUGCUUGAUCUUUCGUCGGGUUCGGAUAAAGAACCCGGGUGUUACUCACUUCCGGCGACUCCACCUCGCCGGAGAAUCCGCAGCGGCGGUGGUGGUUCUGGGGUGGGGAAGGAGUAUGCAAGUGAGAAUGAAGCUCGGGGAAGGAGUGUGAAGAAGGGUAAUUUUAGAAGGAAAAGAAGGGUUAUUAGAGAGUUGGACAGUGAAAAAAGUGAAAAAAAGAAGGAAGAGGAGGGAAUUACUGCGGGUACGCAGGGUAAUUAUUAUGGGUAUAGUAAUAGUUUUAGCGGUGAAAGUGAAAAUGGAGGGGUUAUGGUAAUUACAAGGCCAAAGGGAGGUAAAAGGACGUUGUGUAUGGAUUUAGAUGAAGUGAAAGCUUGUAGAGACCUUGGAUUUGAAUUGGAGCACAGUCGGGUCUCGGUUUCAGGAUCCAAUCUUGAUACGAAUACAAGCAGUGGUGGCAAUUCUCCGAUUGCCAAUUGGCGGAUUUCUAGCCCUGGUGAUGAUCCAAGAGAUGUAAAGGCGAGACUAAAGAUGUGGGCACAGGCAGUAGCACUUGCAUCUACUGCUUCUAAGUUCUGACUACUGAUAUCUAUCUGUGGAUUCUUAUGUAGUGGCGGAGCCAAUCACAAGCUUGUUUCUUAAGAGAAAAAGUCAUGAUUUCGAGCUCCACCCUCGUUGUUAUGAAAAAAAAAUCGUCGGUUAGAGUUUCUUUUCUUAUAGUUCGCCCACCUCGACUAAAUUUUCUGGCUACGCCGCUGUUUUAUCCAUACUUUUCAUUUUGCACAUUUUGUAUUUUUUUUCUUUUGUUUCAAUUUCAAUUUCUUAACUAGACUAGCUAAUCAAGUUGAGUGGAUGUGAAAAUGGAGAUUUGAGUCCAUUAUCCUUACAAAAUUUGAAAGGUUAUGUUGAUUUUGGUAUUGGGAUUUCAGGGUCAGAGUCUCACCACUUUCCUUGUGUAAAUACUUUUUUUUCACUGCUGUAAAUAUGGUUUGGUGGGUGUUGGAGGCAUUUGUUGGUUGGUUGACUCAAAACAUUUGAUUAUUAUUGCUAUUUUUGGAGCUUUUGUGUA
This is a messenger RNA of Mercurialis annua (annual mercury), 1488 nucleotides long. RefSeq lists its product as uncharacterized. The record is from RefSeq and is a predicted model, not a curated record. The transcript has 2 exons. NCBI's taxonomy places the organism in Eukaryota, Viridiplantae, Streptophyta, Magnoliopsida, Malpighiales, Euphorbiaceae. Bases 156 to 998 code for a protein of 280 amino acids.